Messenger RNA from Thecamonas trahens ATCC 50062, 2732 nucleotides. RefSeq lists its product as uncharacterized. The record is from RefSeq and is a predicted model, not a curated record. The transcript has a single exon. Lineage: Eukaryota; Apusomonadida; Apusomonadidae. Bases 563 to 2035 code for a protein of 490 amino acids.
AGAUCCGAUAUCAGUACCGGCGGGUGGCCCAUGGCGUCCAGGGCGGCUUUGCCUCGGACGAGGUCGCGCUCUCCGACACCUUUUUCGCUGUCGACGCCUACGUCCGGACCCACGUCCGCAACCUUAUGGGUACCGUCUCCACCCUCAUCGUCGAGUCGCAAUACUUUGCCAAGGUCACCGCCGAGCUCUGUAACGAGACCGGUACCUACCUCGGUGACUUUAACGACCGUGGACAUGUCCAAGUCCAGUCUGACGGCUACACCCACGUCAUCAUCGCCAUGUUCAACACGCCCGGUCGGUACAUGCUCCGCAUCUUUGCGCCACGGGAGGCACACAUCGGCAAGUCUUCGGCGCGGCUCGGCCGCUACGCCUCGGCCCUCAAGAUCGACUCUCCAAACGGAAAAGACAAUGUGGGUGCCGAUGUCGACGCCGACUAUCCAGACCCUCUUCCGAUCAACCUCCGCCCCGACGACGACGACGACGACCGACGCGGGCCCAUCCGCUACCUCCGCCACUCUUUGGCGAGGUCUGUGCCGCUUACGACACCGGGCAGGGCGACUGCAUGAUGUCAUUUUCGAUGAACUGCGACGCGUUGCCGCCGUCGCGAGUCACCUUCCUGGAGCCGCUGCCUGAACUCGAGGAGCGAUCGGGCGUCGUUCUCCAUCCCCUCUUCAAGGAAGUCUCGCGCUCGGCCUCGACCUAUUUUGCCAUCAAGGUCCCCGGCGCUACCAACGUGGUCAUCGCCCGCGACCAGCCGUACGAGCUCACCGACGGCGUUGAACUUGUCUGCUCGGGCAGCCAAGAGUACGCCAAGGUGGCGCGCACCCGCAAGCUCGACGGCAUCACCAUCCCGGGCUCCAAGUACAUCUUUGAAGGCCACGCCACAUUCACGUCGCCGGGCCCCAUCUAUGUGUGGGCGCGAACCGUGACCAUGAACCACGACGAUGCCACCGGCCAGAUCAUCACCAACGUCUCACCCUUUUUCCCCUGCGUCGAGUUUGAGGUGCUUUCCGGCCGCGCCGGAUGGGACGACCUUGCAGGCGAGUUUGGCGACGAUGCCGUGCUCGACGUCAUGCUCGCCGGAGACGACGGUGGCGUCGCGCUCGAGUCGUUGCCCGAGGGCGCCGAGCCUGCUGUCCGCGAUCCCGAGUUUGACUCUCGCCGUGGCAUGCUCUACGCCCCGCUCGCCCACAGGCUCCCUGUCGGUCGCACUGCAUCCGUCAUUGAGUUCCGGCUCAAGCUCCCCGGCGCUGUCGCAGUGGUGGUCUCCAAGACCAAGCCUGUCGGGCCAAACGAUGGCAUAGUCUUGUUCAAGACCUCGGACGGCGUCUUUGCUGCAAGCCUCGAUCCAAGUGCAAACAACGCGCCGAUCGACACGUCACCCGGCUUGGUCUAUGUCUGGGCGCAGCUAACUGAUACGCCCCGCGUGUCGCCACGGUCGGCCCCGAGCACGCCGAUGUCACCCGCGCCGGCUAGCCUACCGGCAACACCUGCGCCGUCGGUGGCAGAUCCGCCCCUGUCGCGGCAGUCUGCGCGAAUGACCGCAUCGUCCAAUUUUGUCUCGAUCCUCGAUGACGUUGACCUUGAAUGUGAGCCCGAACCGCAGCCCGAGUCCAUCGAAGUCGACGAUGCCGAGUCACGCGCGCUCGACGCCCUGCUUGGCAUCACCCCCGCACACACCGUUGGUCGGCCCGCCUACCCAUCGUCUUCGGGUGCGCUUGAUCCGUCAACCUCGGCCUUUCUCGCCGAGCUCACCGCGCCCAAUCCGUCUGCCAUGUCUGCGACUGCGAGCGCUGCCCCGAGCAAAGGCGCGGAUGCUAGCUCGCCCGGUUCGUCCUCAGACUCGGGGUCGGGCUCCGACUCGGGAUCAAGCACGGCCUCUGACACCGCACCGGAUGCAGCUGGUGUUGGAGCCAAGACAGGCCCACCACCGACCGACCGCGCUUCGGUCUCCAGCUUUCUUUUCCUCACAUCCAAGCCACAGAUUCGCGAGUUUGUGCCGAUCAUCACCUACCUCUUCACCGAGAGCGGGUGACAUGACAUCGAUUGAAAGACAGCAUUCUGGGCACUUUACUUUCCAGCGGUCUUACCAACGCCAGCAGUGGCAUCGGCAGCGGUGACCUUGGCUUUCUUGGCUUUCGCCUUGGUCUUGGCCUUUGCUUUCUUGGCCUUUGCUUUGGCUUUGUCCUUGUCCUUGUCCUUGGCCUUGUCCUUGGCCUUGUCCUUGUCCUUGGCCUUGGCCUUGCCCUUGGCCUUGUCCUUGUUCUUGGCCUUGGCCUUGGCCUUCUUGGCUUUCCCCUUGGUCUUGUCCUUGUCCUUGUCCUUGUUCUUCGACUUGCUCGUCUCGCUCUUGGACGAGAACGGACCACGGUGCGGGCCGGACGGCAAGUCUGCGCCCGAGUUCUUGGCAGCGAGGCGGGCUUUCUUGACGUAGUGGCGGAGGGCGGCGACCCAGUCGUUGCGCUCUUUCUCUGUUGCGGCGUCGAGGUCGAGCGAGUCGCCAUCUGCGGUGAGAACAGAGAACGAGCGGUGCUGCUGCUCGAGCUUGCCCGACUUGGAGAAGGUCUCUGUCACCUGGCCCUUAACAACGUCAAUGAUCUGGGUCAUGUCGAUGGCGCCGCCGGACGACGAGCGAGAGAGCGGCGGCGGGGCCGAGGUGGCGCCAAGCGAGACAAGGUUGUCCGACGAUGAGAUGCGAGUCUUGUACACAAGAGUAAAGACAUUGUCAGCGA